This is a messenger RNA of Anguilla anguilla (European eel), 9762 nucleotides long. Its product is annotated as A-kinase anchor protein 11-like. The coding region runs from base 165 to 5867 and encodes 1900 amino acids. The transcript is spliced from 12 exons. Gene Ontology annotation, cellular component: cytoplasm. The record is from RefSeq and is a predicted model, not a curated record. Gene Ontology annotation, biological process: intracellular protein localization. Lineage: Eukaryota; Metazoa; Chordata; Actinopteri; Anguilliformes; Anguillidae. Gene Ontology annotation, molecular function: protein kinase A binding.
GCUGUUUCAGUGUUCUCAAUUUCUCCUUACUGGCAGCUUUUUUCCCUGAUUUGAUUGCUUUGGCCUGAAUCUUCCAUGUUACGUGAAAUGAUCAGAGGGGAGCAGCAAAGUGUCUGACGGCAAUCGGGUGCGUGGCCAGCGUCCUGCCCCAGCCCUGCCCAGCCAUGGACGCCUGUGCCCGAAUCAGAGGGGUCCCACUGAAGACACGUGCCUCCAUUAGGAAAGAGACCGUCCAGGAGAGCUCCACACUCAGUCUGAAGAACCUUGUGAAGAGCAGAAAACAGCUGUGUAAUGUGGUGCUGGACCUGCCGAUCAGAGAGACGGUGUCUGUAACUGAGAUUCAUUUUGUGUGUUUACCCAGUCAUUCUCUUGGAGACAGUGCCACACUACAGGCUGUGGCAGCUGCCCCAGGUGAUGUGAUUGAGCUGCUCAGAUCACUACAUGUCCCCAGCCUGAGAGACGAAGAGCUGCUGCUGCUCAAAGACUCUAAGAAUCUCCUGGAGAAAAAAGACAGUAGUUCACAGAAUGGUUGGUUGAAAGCCAUCUGUAUACUGCGGUUCUCCCACACUCCUCAGAAUAGUGUCAACACUACACUGGGUCUACUGGCCAGGUACACUGCCGGUGUGAAGUACGCCAUAGAGCUGCAGUCUGUACAGAAGGCUGCACCUGACACCUGCCAAUCCGAAGACGAUGAUACCAACCAGUCGGUCUCCUCCAUCGAGGAUGACUUUGUCACUGCUUUUGAGCACUUGGAGGAAGAUGAGACCACAGAUUACCCAUCUUCUGGUCCCUACUGUCAACAUAACCGGCGUGACGUGGCCUCUCAGACUGUCCCCUCCCACCGCAAAGACAAGUCGGGUUCACGGGUCAUCAUCCGCUCUCUCUCCAAGAAGGCCUCAGCCAAAAAGACAACCCCUCCUGAAGUAUCGGUUUCUGUACAGAGCUCGGCAGUAGGAUGGUCCACAGGUUCAGGGAGCCAGUGGAGCUUCUACACACCAAGCAGUCCUGAGAAAGGCCGUCUCACCUCCACCUCCCUUACGGAGUCUGACGAGUCCAAUUGCUCGAGUCCUAGCCCCAUUAUCUUCUUGGAUGAAGUAGGUUAUCAAAAAAGUCUGAGAGCAAAGCUCGACAUUCCUAAAAUCCCUGUCCUCAAGGAUGGGGUAGAAGACUCGGAUUCAGAAGUGAGUGAGUUUUUCGAUAGUUUUGACCAGUUUGAUGACCUGGAACAAGUUCUGGAGAACUCCUCCAAGGCUAAGUUGCACAAGGAUAUAACGCCUACUGGCCAGACGCAGAAAAAGAAGCUUUCAGAGGACCGAGGCUCAAAAUAUGUAUCCAGAGGCAGUUCAGCUAAAGCUAUGAAUCCACAGAAAUUUGACCAUCCAGUCCUCCCCGCCAACAUAAGGAAACCCACUCCACUAAAACCAGGAUUGGCAAGCGGUACCCACUCUGAAGUCCCUGAUUCCCCGCGGCAAGUGCGAGCCUCUGGUGAGGAGAAUGGAGCUCUCUUCAGUCCGGUCAGAUCGUCUGCUUUUAGCCCUCUAGGAGAGGGUGGUUCUUUGGAGUGUUUUUGGAAGGCAGAUGGAGAUACCACGGAACUGCGCAAGCCUCAGGACCUCUGUGCGCUGUAUAAGACGUAUUCGGAUUUUGCAAGCAGUAUGUCGAAGGAAAUCCUUGCCUCAGUCUGUGGGUACUCAUCGCCUGUUGACAUGAACAUCAACAAGAACCUGAGUUGCGUUUGUCAUAAAGAAUUUCAGAACGUCAGUGGCCACCUCAUGAAACUUUCUGACAUACAGGAGACAGUUACGAUAUCCAAAUCACAGAAAUCGCAAACUCUGACAGAUGGAAUACAGAAGUUUGCUACGGACUUGGUGGAAAGGAGCCUAGGGAGUGCCUUCCGAGAUCUACAGAAAGGGGUGUCCUCUUGCACUACUACACUUUGCCAUCUAGCUGCAAGGUUAACUUCCUCAGUGUUUCAAAUGGCCUUUCAUGAGAUAGGCAUGAGACGUGCAUAUGUUUUAAAAGAACGUGCAGUAAAUGGUUUAGCUGGCUUCUUAGUCGGGGAAGCCAUGUCUGAGGCACUGAAAGAGUUCUGCAUUGUGAGGAAGCAAAUCUUCAACAACACUGUUGCCCAGUUUGCGGCAGACCUUGCAGAGGAGCUGGUCUUCGAAGGGAUCAUGGAGGUCUGCCAGUUCUCAUACCCGUCCACACCCUCGACUUCAUGUGACUGGUCUUUUGAGCAAGAGGAAGAGGUUGUUUCAUCGUAUGCCUCGGACCUCUCAGAAUCUGUACUCCAGGAGGCAUUCAUUGAGCUGUCUCAAGCGGAGGUUACCUUCACAACACAGGCGGCCAUUAGCGUGUCUCUGGACAACAUACAUUAUGUCAGCGCUGAGGAUUCCAAUCCGUCUACAAUGACAUGUGAUGCUGCUACAAAUUACUUGGAAUUGCCAGGCACAUCUGAACUGGCUGGUGCACCGGAAAACCGGUGCACCAUGAGAAAAGCUUUGUACUGCAUGUCUGGAGUUGCCAGUUGUGUGCCAGUACCUGUGGCAGGGAAAGGCAUUUCCCAGUUUCAGAAUCCAGCAGAUGUUUGUCAUUUUAAAUCCAGUGUUAGCCACACCUCACAAACUAGUCCCAAGAAAAGCAACUGCUCUGAACUGGGAGUAGUGACAACAUCAGCACUGGACAAAUCCACAGCAACUCAGACAGACUUGCUGCUGGCCACUGCGCAAGGCAAUAGGGAAAAUGGUGAAAUGCGUGCCAAUGAUGAAGAAACAGUCUUUGCUAACGAUGAGAAUGUUUAUGAAGCUACAUCAUCCAGGAAGAGUAAUUUUCAGAACUUCUCUGGAAACAUGGUUGACUUGAUUGUGAAUGAAGCAUAUGACCUCAUGGCCACUUCCAAAGUGAAGAAGACAGUGGGGGACUGUGCUGGCUAUUUGAGCAAGAAAAUAGGAAGUUGCAUGCCCUCAUCACGGCAGGUUGAGUCUCAGGAUCUCGUCAAUGAAGAUAUAGUGAAGUCUGCCACCACGCAUACAGCUGUACAAGGGAAUACUGACACCUCAGCCCCCGGAAAUGAACGUCUUCUAAGUGACAAUGUAGAGAAAGUGGAUCUAAGGACAGUACUUGAGAAGAAUACUUCUGGUGUAUACGUUAUGCUGGAUGAACACAGUUCAGUAUCAGACAAGCUAACAGAUGCUGCCUACCUGCAGGAGAAAGAUAGUGUUACUGAUCAGAGCUCCCACUUUCCCUCACAACCUUCCUGUAAUAAAGAUGCUCGUGAGAAUGUAUGGCAGUUAAGAGAUGCAGCGCUUGAGACGCGUCCUUCAUCAGUGAAGGAUACUUUGGAAGUGCCAGAUAUCCAAAUGGCAGGGCGAGGUGACAGGAAAACGGUUCCAGAAGAGGCACUCAGUAGCACCGGGAGAAAAUGGAGUGGAACUCCAGGCACUCCUCCAUCCACCCCACUGCAGCAGCCUCCGCCUAUGUCUCAGGAGAAACAAAUCAAGCAGUUCUCAAAGAAGCUGAAAGGGAAGCUUGCAAAGGAAUUUUCUCCAGCUACGCCGCCAUCUACCCCACAGUACCAACCUCCCGCUGGACCCCUUGAAGCUGGAGCUGACUCGGAGAAGAAAGACUUCAUGCUGAAGCUUAUGAGGUCCCUUUCAGAGGAAGCAUGUAGGAAUGAGGAUGAGGAAUACGGAAGAGAUGGUAGGGGCCAAUCCAGAAUUCGGGCUGGAGACUGCCGGCCGGAGCAAAACCUUCCUGUAGAAAGCGACUGUAAAAUCAUGCAGAAGGGAGCUCUCCGGUAUGCAGAGCGCCUUGCUUUCCACAUUGUUUCUAUGGCUACUGAAAUGGACACCUUGGGUUUGGAAGAAGGGGGGAAGUUGAAUGACAAAGAAGGUAAAGCCAACCUCCCUGUGCACAGUGCUCGGUUUUCACAAGAAACCUUAAAUUCUUUAUGGACCUAUGCCGGGGAAAUAGCAGGGGAGGUCAUCAAUGAUGUAAAGAAGAUGAUGACGACUUCUACUCAGCAUGGACGCAAAGCCUGGAAGGGUAGCCAAGAUGACUCUGCUGAAAGUCACUCACAGGUGGACCACAGAGAAUGUAGAUUAAAUAACAUAGCUGACCAGUGGUCCAGCGAUCUUGUCACUUCAGUUCUCAACCUCCAGGGUUCCGGGUCAAGUGGGCUGUCAUCCAAGUUCCCUAGUUGUGAAAGUGUGACCGAUGAAUAUGCCGGGUACCUCAUCAGGGUUCUGAAGAGGGAAGGGGGCAACAGGGAGCUCAUUUUGGAUCAGUACGCCAGCCGACUUGCUUAUAGAUCUAUUAAGUCAGGACUAGCACACGCCACAAGGAAGCUCAAGCAGAAGUCCAGCCCGAGGCUUCAGUCUUUCAAGAGAUUUCAUCAUGACGGCACCAGUGAGGUCUGGAGAAGACCAGCUCUGGAGACACCCUUUACAGACACACAGGCUGACCAGUGUACAUGUCAGAAGGCCAGAGAUGUAAGCAGUGGGGAAUAUAUUGAACUUGUUAACUUUGCAGAGUCUUUGGCUUACAACAUCACAUGUGAUGUGACAAGAAAGCUCAGACUGUCCUCUGUUCGUAUGCCCAAAUCGCUAACUGAUUCCUGCCUGUACAAAAAGGCCAAGCCAGGAGAUGUGCCAGAUAGGCUUAUCAAAACCUCAUGUUCAUGUUCCUUCCUGCCUUAUAUGGAGAAAUACAAACAAUAUCACAGCACCGGCAGUUUGAAUGAUGGGACUUAUAGUGAUAGUGUCGUGCAAGUCAUUGAACGCUAUGCCAGGAAGAUUGUUGACGAUACUUUAGAGGUGACACUGGCAACGGCAGGCCAUCCUGUUUUAGAGGACAGGAUAAGGAUGAGCAGAAAUUUGUACGCCGAAAGAGCCUGUCGCUACUGUACUGUCAGGGAGCGUCCGUUUUUAAGCAGCGUGGGCCGGCAUUACUUCCAGGAAGUUCACAGGAAAAGAGGGCGGGGCUGUGAAGUGUCAACUGUAAGCUGCUGUAGCCAGGCAAGGUCUUGCAGUCUUGAAAUUCCAAAGAUUCACAUUGACUUGGAUAAGAGGGAGGUGUUUGCCGAAGAAGUGGUGUCCUCUGCGAUUGAGAAAGCGAAGAGGGAGCUGAGCAGCACUAGCCUGAAUGCGGACAGUGGGAUUGGGCAUGAUGGCGCAAGCUUUGCUGAGAGCCUAACCACAGAUAUAAUGGCAUCUGCUAUAUCGAACAUUUGCCGGGCCGUCAGCGUCAGCCCGCCUGGGAGGGAGCGGACAAACACGUCCGAGUCUGCGGUGAGCCAGCAGCUGAGCGCAGGGGAGGACAGCAUCGGCAGCUGGUCCAACCUGAGCUUUGAGGACGAGCACCCGGAUGAAAGCAGCAGCUUUUUACAUCUGAGCGACAGUAAUGGGAACAGCAGUAGCUGGAGCAGUCUGGGGUUAGAGGGGGAGGUUUGUGAGGAUCCCUUAUCACUCUCCCCAUCUGACAGCAAUGGCACAGAGGACAAAGAGCUGGAGGCCAAGGCGCACCUAGAUGGGCCUCCCCGUGUGGAGACCAGACCCCUCCACCCAGAGCGAGGGCUGCUGGUGGUCACUACACACCUGGAGGAACCGGCCCCAGACCCACAGGUGAGCGUGGUACUGCAGUGGAUCGCAGCCUCCCUGUCCAACCUUCCCUUGAUGCAGCUGGGCCAGUCACCUGACAAGGAGCUUCAGCUGCUACCGGCUGUGCUUCAGAAGGUGAAGGAGAAGGAGUGGAGGGUGGGGGAGCUCCUGCAGGCCCUCCUCCGGUACUGCGAGGAGGUGGAACCGGGCGUGGAGCCAGACCGGCACGGUGGGCAGCCCUUCUUCCAGUGGCUGCUGGAGCAAGCGUAGAUCCCUGCAUCUAAACUCCCUCUGGGUAGUGAAGUCUUAAGGUUGCCAUUAACUACAAAACUCCCUAUUACUGCGCAGCAAUGUGUUGUCUCUCUGCCUAAAACAGGGGUGCGCAACCCCCUUCCUUGAGGGCCGAGUCUCUUCCUGGAUUUCGUGUAACCUGGCUGUAGUAGAGUAACACAAUGUGCUGUAAUGUUGAUGCGCUCUGCCCGGAAUUCAGUGUUUCUGGCACGUGAUGUCUUUUUCUUGCCUUCGUUUCAGCUUCUGCCCGUAAUUAUUUAAUUAGCCCAACCAUUUAGAUGACCUUACAUCUUUAGUUAUAUUUCUUAAUGAGUUAAUGAAUGACAGCUAAAAAAAAGGAUGACUGCUGUCCCUAUAUGAAAUGUUAUACUGUGAUCUAACCUUUGAGUGAACCAGCGUUGGUCUGUAAUUAAAUAAUGAAGUUUGUAGAAGUUGGUAUGUAAUUCAAAUGCAGGAAUUGCACCCCAGGAAUGGGGUUCCCUGAGGCCUAUUUGGUGGAAUGUGUUUAGUCUCGUGCACUGCUUGGGGGUGGAUCCCCCCCCCCACUAGGGGGAGCCGUAAAUUAAUCUGCUGUCCACUCUUGAUGUUGCAAACAGUAUGCUUUUGACUUCAAGUCGCGUUGUUGUGUGGUCAUGGCUUUUGUUCUUGCUGUUUUUCAUUUGUAACGUUUGUGUACAGUACGUAUCCACAUCCCAUCUGUGUGCGAUCAUCUGUGCACUGUGUUUUCAAGCCCUGGUCAUGUGACAUGAAAGAAAGGAGGCACUGCCUCAUGAGAGAGUGUUUCUGUCAGGGAAUCCCCAUCUCUUAAAGGAAAACUGUUACCAGUAUAUACCUCUCUUCUCCUGGCCUGGAUUCCACAUGGUCAGGAGCCAAUCCCAGAAACUACUAGUACUCCCAAAACCGUCUUGCGUGUUAGUGAAAUUUUACAUAACUGAAGGACUGUAUUAGUUAAACUAAGCAAGCAUUAUGUAGACUUAGAUUUCAAUUACACUGUAAGCUUUUUUUUAAGCAAAGUAAUCUAGAUUUUGAUAUAUGGGCUCAGGCUAUGUUUAGAAAAUGGAGCUGGUUUUCUUUUAGUUGUGUUCAUGUGAUGUUGAGUCUUACUGUCCAGAGCCUUUGUCUGAGCCUACAUAACACCAGUAUGAAACGGAUUCAAAAUUCUGGCCACUAAGUACCAUUUAUUUCAGUGGAUUAUUUAUCAAAUGCCGCCAUCAUAAUAGCGGUGCUUAGAUUACUGUGUAAAAUAUAGGCACAUUUCUUUGUCACUUAACAAACCAUUGUUUACAGCGCAAUCAUAAUGCAGGCUAGAAAAAACCUCUUGACUGUGUUCAUUCUAUAUUUAUUGAAGUCAGUUUUUUCAUGUUAUGGGUUUUCUGAUUUUAUGUGUGAUGAAGGAUCUAUAGAUGUUUCUGAUGGCCUACCAGUAUUACAAUGGCUGGUGUUGUGGUGAUUGGCUGUUUGUGGUCUAAAGCAAGAAAACACACUAAAAGUAACUCCAAAGCAGCUUGUAUAGACAUGCUGUGUCUCCAACGGUUGUACAUGCAUAUACUAACUAAUUAUACUUCAAAAAAUUGUUUAAUAUUAUUUUUAGUUGCAGCUAUUACUCAUAGCACAUGGAACCUAAGCUGCACUCAAGGAAUGAAGUACUGGCAGAUUUGAGUUUAUUUAUUUUGGAGUUGAAGUCUAUUUUCCACAAUUAAACAGGACUCCUAAUACUCUUUUAUUAGCCAUUGUAAAGCCAGCAGUUUGUCAGACAUUUUUGUAAUUGUCCAACAUAUUCUUCAUCAUGCACAAAAACUUAGCCAAUUGAAUACAUACACUAAAACUAAAAUAAUAUUUAAAAAACCCUAGAAAGUGAACUAUCCCCUUUCAAUCAAAAACGCAAAAACUAAGCUUCUCUUCUGUCAUAUAUACAAUGAUAAAAAUUAAUUAGUUUUUUUUUUAAGAAACUGUCUGAGAAAUGGUAGGUAACUGACAUUGUAUAGUAAGAAAAUGUGCAAACAAAAUUGGGGCUGUGGGGUGUAGCUCUAGUUUUGCAAUACUGAGAAUUUCUUACAUCUUCAGUGGAGACCUUGGAGAACUGAAAUCAGUAACCAAUUCAUGCCCUAGAAAAUGGUGAGGCGAGUGAACUUUAUAAUCAACUAUUUAACUGAUUCAUUAAGCACUGAGUAAUAAUGAAAAAUGCACAUAUAGGGUUAUAUAUAAUUAAAUUAAAUAAUUUAAUUUAAUUAUAUCCUGACCAAUGAAAUCAGUGUGGUCUCAAGUGCUGAAAGCAUGGACACCUGGUCACUUAAAUCAAAUAAUUUGUGUCGUGAUUAUAAGAUUUUACUCAAAGCCCAUGUCCGUAUGUCCCAAAGCAGCAUAAUGUUCAGCAAGGCAACAAACUUGUUAUACGUGUAAAAUACCUCAAAUUGUAUAUGAUGAACUCUCUCUUUAAAUAAGGUUAGGAAAGACAGCAUCAAAUAAUUGUGAGGUCACAGAGAAGUAGAGUAAAAUCUGUCAGUAUAAGCUAUUGGUAAGGGUGUAAGCUAGUAGCAAAAAGACACUGUACUGUACACCUUGGGUUGGUAUGUGUUUGAUUUUGAGGAAGCUGCUGUUAUGCCUUUGACCCAGGUGUGUUUCCCUAAGUUUUACCAGUAAAAGUCCAGCUUGUGUUAAGUGUAAGUCUUUAUUCUCGAUGAAUAAGGAACUGCUAGGUAAAAUUUUUGAAAAGAAGUAUUUGUAAUUUGCACUGGUAAAUGCACAAGUAUUGUCUGCACGCCACAGCAAUUCCCUUGCUCAACGGCAGCCAUUGAUUGGUUCUCAGUAAAUUGAGCCACUUGUGGUAUUAAUACCAUCACUAGACAGCUGUGAUGUGUCAGUUUGUGCUUUCUCACACAGGGAACCGCCCUUACAUGGUGUCAUGUUUUUAAAGUGUAAUAUGAUUUAACCUGGCUUAUGUUCAGACAAAGUUAAACUGCAUAGUCCAUGAAGAAACCAACGCCAGAACAGUAUCUGAACAUUUCACCUGCCUUAAUAAAACCAAGGAUAGUUAACCAGUUGUUAAAUAGUGGUUCAGUUAUGCAUGCUUCCUCGGGGUAUUAUUGUCAGUGGUGUUUAUCAUUAUCAGUUAUUCUUCAAAGCCACACAAAUAUCUGUUGGACGGCUAUAACAAAGAGAAUCACAUGCAAGUUAUUUGCAAGCACAUGGACAAAGAAAGCUGCCAGAAUGUUUUACUUUAACUGAUAUUCACACAGGUCUACAUAAAAACACAGAGUUUAUGAAAAUAUUGUGUUGAACCCAGGGCAAGUUUGAUGACUAAAUGGUAAUAGCGCUCUGGUAGUGACAAAGUAAGACUGCACAUUAAUGGAAGUAUAUUAGAAGAAUUAAUGAAAAGCUAUUUUUGAUGGUAAUGAUAUUGUGAUAUGAUGGUUUUUUGAAUCAGCCAAAUGAACGGAGUUGUUCUCUUACAGUAUGUGUGGAGGUGUUUGCAUUCACUUUAUUUCAUGUACAUUCACGUGCAUCCCUUUCAUUCAAAAAUGACCCAAUGCUAUUUCAUGUUAUUUAAAAACCGAAUGUGUUAUAUAGAUCUGGCUCAGUAGUUAAAAGAGUAGUUAUAUUUUGUUACUUGUGCAGUGUUAGUUAUAUUCAUCCAAUUACACAUUGUAGGCAAACAACAUGUACUGUAUACUGACAUAUAUUUUUCUUGCUUACUGUAUUUGUAUAAUCUUGCCAAAUAAAAUAUUUAAUGAUUUGUGUAAGUUAUAACUGUGAGUGCACUACCUGUCCCUUAGUGAUAUUUCUCAUUAGUUUACAUAAUAUAAGCUUGAAGCACUAUAUUUGCAAAUUGUGAAAGCUGUGGCUAAAAAUAAAGCAUUUUUUCAUGUGUACAGUA